This is a messenger RNA of Xenia sp. Carnegie-2017, 1051 nucleotides long. RefSeq lists its product as uncharacterized. Lineage: Eukaryota; Metazoa; Cnidaria; Anthozoa; Malacalcyonacea; Xeniidae. The record is from RefSeq and is a predicted model, not a curated record.
GAUGCGAAGUGGCCAGAAAUCAGAAUUGAUUGAUUGUCUCGAAGCUGAUGUGCAGACCACCUGUCCAAAUGUUGAUGUCAAAAUCUUGGAUGCCGCAGCUAUUGUAAACAUGCUUAGCCCAGGGAAGUGUAAGACCUUUCAAGAAUACUCCAAAUCAGUGUUUGUUCCUUAUAUUGUUCAACAAGCAAAUGGUAUUAGAAGAAUAGAUCUUGUUUGGGACCGUUAUAUACCCGACAGCCUUAAGCAGGGUACUCGUUCAUCGCGAGGCGCUGUAGGGGCAAGAAGAAGAGUAUGUGACAUGGCUGUGAUCCCUGCAAACUGGAAAUCAUUUUUAAGAUCAGAUGACAACAAACAAGAACUUUUCAAGUACCUCAGUCAGGCAGCAACAUCGAUUCAACUGCCAAAUGUUACAAUUGUAAGCACUUUUGAGGAAGACAUAAUAAGUUCGAAGCCAAUCGAAAAAGAUGAGUUAGCUCCCUGCAAUCGCAUUUUCAUUCAUGCAAACCAUGCAGCGAAAGGUGGAAUGAGGAAAAUUGUCAUAAGAACUGUAGACACAGAUGUUGUUGUGUUAGCAAUAGCAAACGUGCACAAGUUAGAUGUAGAUGAACUUUGGAUUGCUUUUGGUGUUGGUAAACACAUGAGGUACUUACCAAUUCAUAACAUUACACAAAGCUCGUUGAGUAGGGAGCAAUGUGAAGCCCUACCCUUCUUUCAUGCUGUCACUGGUUGUGAUACUGUGUCGUUCUUUGCUGGAAAAGGUAAAAAGACUGCAUUUCAAGCCUGGAAGUCUUUUCCUGAUGUUACCAGUGUGUUUCAGCUUCUUUCAUCUCCAAAAGAAUCCAUCUCAGAAGAAGAAAUGGAAAAAUUGAAAGAUUUAUCAUUAUUAUGUAUUCCCGCACAUGCCCGCUCUCCAACAUCAAUGAUGCUAGACAAGCUAUAUUUGCACAAGGUACUAAGACAAUCGACCACAUUCCACCAACCCAAGCCUCCUUGGUACAGCACAUUCGGAGGGCAACAUAUCAGGCUGGUCAUGUUUGGGGUCAGUCGUUAG